CCAAUAUGUGUGGGUGUACCUUAUCGCCCAAUAAAAUUUAAUUAUCCUGAUUAAAUUAUUCAAUUUGAAUGGAAUAUAAAUUGAUGCCAACAGUUCUUAUUUGUAUUGUUACCUUUGCCGUGCGAAACGAAAUGGUUAUGGGACUUCGUUUGUUUCUUUUCAUAUUUCACAUCAUUUUAGCGGCAUCUGAUUCAUUCUAUUCGGGAGACAUUCAUCAUUUCUUUUUGGUCCAGGCAGGAAAAUGUGAAGGUUGUUUGACACCCCUCAUCCUUUUCCCAGUCUGUGGUUCUGAUGGGAGAACGUAUUCUAAUCAAUACAUGCUAGACUGCAUGAAAAAAUGCGCGGCACCAGAUUUAACAAUUGCUCAUUAUGGUAGAUGUUGAGAAGAUUAGCAGAAUAUAAGGACACGAAGAAGACUAUGAACACAGAAAUGAUGGUAGUUAUAGUGAAACUAAAUUUAUUGGAAUCCUGCAGACAUGGGAAACUGUGAAAAACAAAUUAAUUCAAUCAAAUAUGAAAUUUGUUAUGUAAUAAAGGAUUAUUAUGAAGCUUA
This is a messenger RNA of Coccinella septempunctata (seven-spotted ladybird), 553 nucleotides long. RefSeq names its product serine protease inhibitor dipetalogastin-like. The transcript has 3 exons. Lineage: Eukaryota; Metazoa; Arthropoda; Insecta; Coleoptera; Coccinellidae. The record is from RefSeq and is a predicted model, not a curated record. Gene Ontology annotation, molecular function: protein binding. Bases 69 to 383 code for a protein of 104 amino acids.